AUUUGUAUGGACCCCAAAUGCCACCUCUUCUCACCCAUACCCAUCGUUUGUACCAGACCUGACACUAGACGUUUACUGAGUACCGCUUGUCAACCCUACCCAAACAGGCGCUGUUCAGCCCGGCACCUUCCUUGUCGACAUCGUGGCAAACAAACUCUUCUUGUUUCUUUGUCACGGACAUUCCACUUGGAUUCACCAACACCUCAUUUUGGCUUUGAGACUAACGUGACGUUCAGUAUGGGUGAAGGUGGUGGAGUCUUUGUCCUUGACCGGCUCCUUGUUCGCAUCACUCCGUUUACUUAACCUGACCAGCCAAAGUCUUCACUUGGUCCUCACUAGGUCUAUGCGGUUGCCCCAAAUAUUAGUAGCAACUUCUCUUUCCUCCCCUACGUGGCUUUACACUCGACUUCUCCCACGAUGCCUCACGCCAUGGAUGAAAGCAAGGACGCCUCUCAACCCAUCAACAUGGCGUCUUGUCUAAACGAUUCCGACACCCACCUUGAUCUCGACCGUUCUGACCAACGCAACCUGAUCCGCCUUAUCGCUUUGAUGCAGGCUGGCUGGACACUCUCUCGAGGUCAUGGUCCACGUCACCAUCCUCGCUGCCUCUGGUGUCACGGUGAUCUGAGCGAUCGUACCGAGAUCCUCAUCCACGACAAAUGUAAUAACGCAUGGGCGGCCGGUUGCUUCAUGGACUCCAUCCACUACGAAUAUGACAAGACACAUCAUCAACGUCUGUCCUGUCCAUUGUGCCGUGCCGCAUUCCAUGCACGCCCAGGCUGGACCAGACCACGCUGGCCAGAGCAGGAACGCUAUCCGGAGCCGCCACACCCUCCGUCGCAACAUGACUUUCAACUGCCCAAAAAUAUCAACAUCUCCGCGCACAUACGAAUUGUCUUGUACAAUCCAGCUUCUGUCACCAAGGCACGGCAAUAUUCCAAGACGUUGAUGUUCAUCACGCGCGAGGAGAUGGCAAAACUGGCACUAUUUGGGCGAAACAAGAUCAUCUUUGAUGCUAUCGACAAUGUGAAAACAGAGUGGGAGACGGUCUUUACGCGUUGGGUGCUCAUAAAUUGGAAAGACAACAACGAAUAUCGAGCGAGCCCGUUGAUGGCGCACCAGGAGACCGAAUUGCUGGAAAUGCUCGCUGCAAAGGGCUUGGGCUCUCCCGUCACGGGUGAAGCCGCGCAGCAGCUGGAAGAACGGAUUUGCACCCAGGGCCGCCUGCCUGGACCUGGCACGGGCUAUCCCAUCCUCCAAGAUAUAUCCGCGAAGAUACUAGAAGGAGGGGCUGUCGGCAGGGGCGGAUUGGCUACGGCGGUCGCUGCGUUCAAACCAGACAACGAGGAUGACGAUAUCAAAGAGAUGAUGUCCGGGGGUAAAGAGGAGGCGCUUAAGAUUUUGCGAGCGGAGCGAGAAAAGGAAAAAGGGUCGGUACAACACAUGGACCGCAUCACUGCUGGAGUCCCUGGACUCUUUCGUGCGUUUUGCAUGGUUAUGGACGACAAGAGCGAUGGUUCUCAUGGGAGUGAUGAGGAGCCGGAUGAAGAUGAAGAUUAUCCUGAAGAUGAAGACUAUGUUGAGGAGGAUGGGGAAGAUCUAGAUUCUGAGCCGGGAAUCCCUGGGACCGUGACGGUCGCUCCACCCAACCUUCCCGCCAUAUCCAAUCCUGAAGACAGCGACCCCGAACCGUCUGUAUAGAUGGCCCAUUCCAGCGACAAAAGCUUUGGUUGGAGUAUUGGCGUCUUUGAGGAGAGGUGGGAGCAGCACAGUACUUGAAGCUUUCGAUCAGCU
Exophiala viscosa is the source of this 1794-nucleotide messenger RNA. RefSeq lists its product as uncharacterized. The record is from RefSeq and is a predicted model, not a curated record. The transcript has a single exon. Bases 418 to 1701 code for a protein of 427 amino acids. NCBI's taxonomy places the organism in Eukaryota, Fungi, Ascomycota, Eurotiomycetes, Chaetothyriales, Herpotrichiellaceae.